Messenger RNA from Rubroshorea leprosula, 775 nucleotides. Lineage: Eukaryota; Viridiplantae; Streptophyta; Magnoliopsida; Malvales; Dipterocarpaceae. The record is from the annotation of a GenBank genome assembly.
AUAAUUCUUCCCCUUUUCUCUGAACUUCUGUCAACUCCAUUUGCAACAGAUUCUUUCGAAUCGAGAAAAUAACAGUAUAACAUUAUUUUUCCUUCUAAUCACCAUAAUGGAUGUUUCUAAGAGACGAAUUCUGCUCAAGGUCAUCGUCCUCGGCGACAGCGGGGUGGGAAAGACAUCUUUAAUGAAUCAAUAUGUACACAAGAAAUUCAACCAACAAUACAAAGCUACAAUUGGUGCUGAUUUUGUGACCAAAGAAUUGCACAUUGAUGACAAGCUGGUUACUUUGCAAAUAUGGGACACAGCAGGACAGGAGAGGUUCCAGAGUCUAGGUUCUGCAUUUUACAGAGGGGCAGACUGCUGUGUUCUUGUGUUCGAUGUAAAUACACUCAAAACAUUCAAUACACUAAACCAUUGGCGCAAAGAGUUUCUCAAGCAGGCCGAUGCGUUUGAUCCUAACACUUUUCCCUUCGUACUAAUUGGAAACAAGAUUGACAAAGAAGGUGGAAGGAGUCGAGUGGUUUGUGAGAGAAAAGCCAGGGAAUGGUGUGCUACCAUGGGAAACAUACCUUAUUUUGAGACCUCUGCAAAAGAAGAUUAUAAUGUUGAUGAUGCUUUUCUCGGGGCCGCUAAAUCUGCAUUAGCCAGUGAACAUCCAUAUGACAUUUUUUUGUCCAGCGUUUCAGAAACUGUUGCAGAAACCCAACAGAGAGGAGGAUGUGCUUGCUGAAGAUGUCAUCUGCAAGUGUUAUACUGUGUUUUGCUGUGUUUUAGUUCU